Molecule: messenger RNA, 796 nt
Organism: Dioscorea cayenensis subsp. rotundata (Guinea yam)
Lineage: Eukaryota; Viridiplantae; Streptophyta; Magnoliopsida; Dioscoreales; Dioscoreaceae
Product: cytochrome P450 71A9-like
Exons: 2
Coding region: 93-677 (194 amino acids)
Molecular function (GO): heme binding; iron ion binding; monooxygenase activity
Source: RefSeq, a predicted model, not a curated record
CGGCGCAGGGGUGUGGCAAGGAGGGACAUCCGCCACACCCUCCGCCGGAGAAAAAAAAACCUGUGUAGAGUCACGAGUGGUAGCAGCAGCAUAUGCAUGGCAGUCACAACUACGAUGGCUGCAACAUCUCCUUUUCUCAGUAUGGCGACUACUGGCGCCAAACCAAGAAGCUCGCCAUCGCUCACCUUCUUAACCAAAAGCGUGUCCGGUCCUUUCAUACUCUCCGGCAACACCAAGCUUCUCUUAUGAUUCAAAAGAUAGCCGGUAGUAAAGAGGAGGAGGUGGUGAAUGUCAGUGAGAUUGUGUAUGAGUAUUCAAAAGAGGUGGUGAGCAGAGCGAUGUCCGGGAAGUUGGGGAAUGCUGAGAAGUUGAAGGAGAUGGAGGAGGAUUCAUCAGUGUUGUUAGGAGGGUUUCAGGUUUGUGAUAUGUUUCCGGCGAUGGGAUGGUUAAGUGCGUUGAUGGGGUUGGAUGGGAAGCUGGAGAGGAUUGCCAGGAAGUUGGAUGUGUUCCUUAGUAAGAUUUUGGAGGAGCAUGUUGAGCGCCGGCGACAUGGCGGCACCGGAGAGAAGGAGGAGGAGGACUCCGUUGACCUUCUGUUGGUGUUGAAAGAGGGAGAAGAUGGAGACUUUGCCAUCGCUGAUGAAAACAUCAAGGCUAUAACCAUGAUUUUUUGUUGACUGAUCAGAAUGUUUAUUCGGCGGCUGGAAAUUUUUUUUUCCGUCAACUUUUGCCUCACCUUUUGAUGAGUCCUGGCACCGCCAUUGGAGAGAGGGGUAGGCACAAAUAAAUUGAUGAA